CUCAGCGAAUCUGCAAGGCGAGGGGGGGGGCGGAAGUGUUUCUUUUCUGUGUGUCCACAAGCAAGUAGAGAGAGUGUGGUAAACGAUCUUCCCACUCCGAAGCUCCACCCUGCAGGAGGUCGUCCGCCGGGAAACCGAAACUUAAGGGCGACGGCGGGGGGCGCGCUCCUAGGCCGUCUUGUCCCGUCCCGUCUAUCUAGUCUCGCGCACUCGCAGCCGCGCGCUCCCGCCGACAGGACUCCCUCUUUCGUCCGUAUGGAAAACGCGCAGUUCCAACCCGAGUUCCUGCCCCUGCAGGGGGGCGCCUACGAACGGCUGAAAGAGCCCGGAGAUGCGCGGACCUUUGGGAGAGCAGCCGCACCUCCGCUGUCGUCGUCGCCGCUGCCGCGCGACCACGUCGUGUGGUCCCUGUUCAACCUCGUGUACAUGAACCCGUUUUGUCUGGGACUGGCCGCGCUCUACUUCUCCAUCAAGGCCCGGGACCGGAAGGUCACAGGUGACCUGGAAGGAGCGCGAGAGUAUGGGUCGACUGCCCGCUGCCUCAACAUCAUCGCCCUGUGCCUCACCUUGUCCUUGGCUGUGCUCCUCAUUUUCCUCCUGUUCAUGGGGGUCAUGACCCUUUACUGAAGGCCCACUUGAUGAUCCAGGAGACCUAUGGCAGGUGAAGAUGGGGGGGCCCCAGACUGGUGUUUGCACUCUGGAGUCAUGUUGCACUGCUGCUGUUCCACUUGCCAAUGAUCCUUCAGUAAACAUUGGCACAGGUUCACAUGAAUGAAUAAAGGACUAAACCAGAGUGUUGCUUU
This is a messenger RNA of Scleropages formosus (Asian bonytongue), 803 nucleotides long. Its product is annotated as dispanin subfamily A member 2b-like. The record is from RefSeq and is a predicted model, not a curated record. The coding region runs from base 256 to 627 and encodes 123 amino acids. Gene Ontology annotation, cellular component: plasma membrane. NCBI's taxonomy places the organism in Eukaryota, Metazoa, Chordata, Actinopteri, Osteoglossiformes, Osteoglossidae. The transcript is spliced from 2 exons.